This is a messenger RNA of Cryptomeria japonica (Japanese cedar), 1287 nucleotides long. RefSeq lists its product as uncharacterized. NCBI's taxonomy places the organism in Eukaryota, Viridiplantae, Streptophyta, Pinopsida, Cupressales, Cupressaceae. The transcript has 2 exons. Bases 507 to 1013 code for a protein of 168 amino acids. The record is from RefSeq and is a predicted model, not a curated record.
UUAUUUCUAAUUGACCUUCCACACCUAUUCCGCGUGACCAUUGCACACCAAGGUAUUUCGUUGUUUCUGUUCUGCGCGGUGGGCUGAGGUGCGCUAGGGUUUGAAGCCCGUUCCGGAAUGUUCACUCCCUCGCUUUUUUUGGUCCAAAAAAAUUUAGUACAUCUUUACAAUUACCAAUUUAAUUAAACUAACUUUAUAUACAAAGAGAUUUUUAUUCCAAUUGAAGUGAAGUGGUGUUUUUUCCACUUCACAAUUUGACUGUACUGUAACUUCUGAGAAAUAGAACUUACGGGUGAGUCCGUAGUAAUCUUUGUGGUAAAAUCUCGCUACUCAUGGCAGGUGCGUGGGUGUGUGGGCCGUUGUCUAAAUUGGGCCUUUAGCCAAUAAAAUCUCUAUUGGUUUAUCUAGCAUUUUUAAGCUUACUCCAUUAAAGAUUAACAUUGUGGAGACAAUUCAUUCUAAAAAACGAAAUCUAUCUACUACCUCGUUGGAUUUUACAGGAGUAAAUGGAGGUAAGUACCAGUAAAUCUGAAUCGUUCCCAAUCGACAACUUGUUGGGAUGCAAGCAAAGCCAAGGAGAGGUCAGUUCUUUUGUAACACAUAUUGCCAACACAAGAUCUACAAGCCAAGGAAGAGUAAUUAGUCCCACCCCAGAAAUCAAAGCCUAUCCAGCUCUACACAAAAGAGCAGCAUGUGAGUACCACAAUUACAAGCCCCUGGGUGUGUCCUUCUGCUUUGAAGAUUCUGUAUUGCAGGCAAUUCAUGUAUACAAUGGCACUCAUGGGUUCUCGGUAUGCAAGGCUGAAUUGCCUCUUGGCAUCAGAUUGAAUAUGGAUGGGCAAGAGAUUGUGACUAUUUUAGGUGAGCCCGAUGGUAAAAUGGGUGGUGCCCAUGGAGGGCCGAUUUCCUUGGCCUACAAGGAUAAAGGUCUGCAAAUCAACUUUAUCGGAUCUGACUGGGAGGAUAGGCAUAAUAGAAUUGAUAACAUCACCAUACACCAACCAUUGGAAUAAACUGCUUUGAGUAUGUGUUUUCUUAACGAAUUUCAGCAAGGCAACUCUCUCAUCAAUAGGUACCUGAACAGGUGAUCCACUAAUAUGUGUCUGUUUAUUUUGAAAAAUGGAUCACUUGUUUUGAAUGGAACAAUACUGUUUUUAUGGCUUUCAUUUUUAUAAUUUUUGUUCAGUGUAAAAGGCAAAGCAUUUGGGUGGAUGGCAGUCGAGUACUCAAAUAAACCAGAGGCAGUGGAAGAUAUUACAGGUUCUGUUACUCUAUUUUUUAGCCACA